This is a messenger RNA of Hirsutella rhossiliensis, 603 nucleotides long. RefSeq lists its product as uncharacterized. The transcript has a single exon. Lineage: Eukaryota; Fungi; Ascomycota; Sordariomycetes; Hypocreales; Ophiocordycipitaceae. The record is from RefSeq and is a predicted model, not a curated record. The coding region runs from base 1 to 603 and encodes 200 amino acids.
AUGGCCCUGAGCGCUGAACGGAUCUUUGCGGCAACUUCUCGCAAGUCCCUUCGCGUACACUGCCCCAUGAAACUGGCCGCCAGUGGCAUUUACGGUUACUUACGAAGCCGAGCGUGUGACUCGGAAGAGAAUCCCGUCUUCGACGUGGACAGGCUCUGGUCCGUCGAUGCUCUUUGCAUCAAGGCAGGAAGCCCUUGUAUGGUGGUUGUCUACUUCCUUCAUGACACCGCCGAGCACAUGGACAGCUGUUGGAAACAGUUGGAGGCGUCUCUGGCCGUCGACGCCGACGUUUACCGCUUUGCCCCCGGUGACGCAGGCGGGGCUGGUCAUUCCGCUGCAUUCUUGUUCAGCCACCUCUCACCAUUGGUGGGACCUAUGACCUACCGAGAGGUUCAAUUGGCUGUCGAGCAUUACCUUGGCUGGUGCUCCAAGUUGGACAGGAACAUUCCCCGCUGGAAGAGUGCGCAGCGGAUGACGGUGGAGCUUAUUCCCCCGUCGAAGAGGACUGGGUGGUUCAAGGCCAGGGAAAAAGGGUUUUCAGACCGUGUUGACAAAGGUUUCGGCAUCGGAUGGGGGUUUCCCUGCAUCCCUCCUUGCAAAUGA